CUUAUCUCAACCUCAAAGCAUAGACAUAGAGAAGAGAUGGCUGAGGUUGCCAGCGUUCACAUUCUAUCGUCCACUUUCAUCGUAUUCUCCCUCUUGUUCUCCUCCUGUUUCCUAGCUUCCGAGGCCGUUUCCAAGGCCGGGGACGAGGAGACCCAUGACGUCUUCGGCAGGACCCUUGACCCAAACCAGAUGGGCCUAAAGAAGGAGAAGCUCAGCCACUUCAGGUUCUUCUGGCACGACAUUGUCAGUGGGAAGAAUCCAUCGUCCAUCGAGGUGAUCCGCUCGCCUAUCAAAAAUAGCUCGUUGUUGCUGGGCUUUGGGCUGGUCCACAUGUUCGACAACCGCCUGACCAUAAGUGGUGAUAUCAACUCGAAGUUGGUGGGCCGGGCUCAGGGGUUCUAUGCCCAGGCGGACAUGGACGAGCUCGCCCUCCUCGUGGCACAGAACUUUCUCUUCCUGGAGGGCAAGUACAACGGCAGCACCAUCACUGUGCUUGGUCGCAACCAGAUACUCAAUACCGUGAGGGAACUGCCCAUUGUCGGCGGCAGCGGCGCCUUUCGCUUUGCUCGUGGAUACAUACAGGCCCGGACCUACAGCUUUGAUCUCAACACCCUCGACGCCACCGUGGAAUACAACGUUUAUGUGUUGCAUUAUUAAUAAUGUCGUGUCAUUGGGACUCAUCUCUUUUCAAAAUUAAUAAUUUCCUCAUCUAUUUUCCCAUUUUUUUCUUUGGAUAUUGUAAAUGAAUAAUAAUAAACUAGUUGCUCCUGCAUCUUGCACGGGCCUUUAGUUAAACUAUGUAUUGAGGAAAUCUUGAUAAUAUUUGAAUGUGUAUUGAAUAAUUAUAGGUAAUUUUAUUUGACA
Messenger RNA from Punica granatum (pomegranate), 864 nucleotides. NCBI's taxonomy places the organism in Eukaryota, Viridiplantae, Streptophyta, Magnoliopsida, Myrtales, Lythraceae. The record is from RefSeq and is a predicted model, not a curated record.